GACCAACGAAAACGCUUUUUGUAUCAAUUUAAGCAACGUUUACAAAUUUAUUUGAUCACUUCAAAAUCAAAGUUAGAGGCUAGUUUAGAAAUAUAAAAAAUUUUAUAUUGUAUGAAGAAAUAAAUGUUAUAUUAAUGAUGUUCAUAGAAAUAUUGUGAAUGUAAAUAUUAAUUACUUUAUCAAAUAUAUAUAAUAAUCGUUACAUGAGUAUUCAUCAAAUUUGCAAAGAGAAGUAAGUAGUUUUCGCGCGUAGAAUAUUAGACAUAUGAAUUAUUGUAUAACGAUAUAAUUAAUAAAACGAUUGAUUAAUGCAAGAUAAAAAUGAGCUUAGUACACUCUAUUACGAGGCGUCAAGAGGGGUUUGAAUUUAUACGUGAUUAUGACGUAGCCUUAUAUCGUUUAAAAUGCUAUCAUAAUGAUGUAUAUCGUGGAAUAUCGCCAAGUACAAAUGCUCCAGAUUAUAAUCCAGAACCACCAGUUUUUGCUUGCCGUUUCUGUACCAAGGAAAAUAAUGAACAAAUACUUGCCUUAGCAAAUGAAGAUGGAAAAAUAGCUUUACAAGAUAUAAGUAUUAAAGGAAACCAUGAUAAACCAUUAGAAGGAACUCAGGCACAUUUUAAUGCAAUUUUUGAUAUUGCAUGGAUGCCUGGUGAAUUAAAGUUGGUAACAGCGUCAGGAGAUCAUACGGCAAAAUUGUGGGAUGUAUCCAGAUCCGAAAUUAAACAAAUUGAAUAUUUUCAUGCUCAUACACGUAGUGUAAAAACAGCAGUAUUUCGUCAUCAAGAUAAAGCUGUCUUUGCCACAGGAGCUCGUGAUGGAAGUAUAAUGAUUUGGGAUAUAAGAGCAAAUCAUAGUGAUCAGCCUAAAGCAGAUAAUUGUAUAUCUAAUGCACAUAGUAGCAUAUCUUCAAAUAAUAAUAGACACCGUAAAACUCUCAAUCAUACGUCUUGUACGCAAAGUAUAACCAGUCUUGCUUUUCAAGAUGAUUUUUCAUUAUUAUCAUGUGCUGCUGGGGAUGGGGUAAUUAAAGUCUGGGAUUUAAGAAAAAAUUAUACUGUUCACAAAAAAGAUCCAUUGGCUAAACAUACAAUGAAUUAUGCAGGAAGUAGUACAAGAAACGGAUUUUCUUCAUUGUUAGUAUGUCCAGCUAGAAUUACAUUGUAUGCUAGUUGUAUGGACAAUAUCAUAUAUGCGUAUAAUAUAUCUUCUUAUAAUCCAAAACCAGUUGCAGAGUUUUAUGGACAUCAAAAUCGUACCUAUUAUGUAAAAACCUGUUUAAGCCCUGAUGGAAGAUACCUGGCUAGUGGUUCUAGUGAUGAGCUUGCAUACAUUUGGCAUACUAAACGAUCUGGUGGACCAAUAAUUAAACUUUCUGGUCAUACAGAAGAAGUUACUUGCAUUGCAUGGUGCACUGUUGGGGAAACCAAGAUAGUGACUUGUUCGGAUGAUUCGUGCCAUAGAAUAUGGAGAAUUGGACUUGAGCAUAAAAUAGAUAAUGAAGAAUUAGAAAUAAGAGGUAAAGCAGAAACUGUUUCCAGUGCAAUCUCCUUAGAAAACUUGAAAAUGGAAACAACACCAACUACUUUCCGGCGAUAUGCAUUAACGCAAGAACAUACACCUGGAUCUGAUAAAACACCAAAUAGUACACCAGGAUCUAACGAUAUAGAUAAUCAAUCGAGAGAUUUGUAUAAACAAAGUAAUAGUAAUAGUUUUAAGAGAACUUAUUCACAAAUGAUAACUGAAGAAUCACAAUCUGAUGGAAAAUUUAAAACAAUUUUAUCUCCUAUACACGAAAAUUUAGAAAUGAUAAUAAAACGUGCACACAUAGAAAAUCGUGGUGCUAGAAGGCUUUUCAGUCAAAAGACUGACACAACUACUAUAUGCGAUAAGAGUUAUGACUACGAUAAACCAAGCACAAGUUCAUAUGUUCCAGAAUUUAAAAAUAUUGCUUUAGAAACAAAUGAUGCAUCAAUUCCUUUUUCACCUACAUCAAAUCUGCCAAAUUUUGUAAUAGAUGGAACAGCACCUCAUCUACUUCAAAUGUCUCCUGAGAAAUACAAGGAAAAUGUUGACUGGUUAACAAAAAUACGAGAGAAAUAUAAAGAGCAGAAAACUAAAAUAUCUUCUGAAAAACUGUCUAGUCCUAAAACAAGUAUACCUGUACGUAGAAGUAGUAGAUCCAAAUCAAUGGAACCAUUAAAAGGAUGCAAAACUUCUACAUCUCUUGCUCCAUCUUUACUCGAUUUCUUUAAAAUUAAUAAUAAGGAUUGUGAUAAAAAUAUUUGUUCAGAAAACUCAAAUACUCUUUCUUUGCCAUCUAUAUCAUGAAAGUAAUAACAUGGUGUAACAUUAAACAGUAACAAUUUGUAUCCACUAUCAUGUAACAAACGGUUUGAUACAUCAUCUUU
Messenger RNA from Vespa mandarinia (Asian giant hornet), 2408 nucleotides. It is a transcript of the gene l(2)dtl, whose product is annotated as WD40 domain-containing protein denticleless. Gene Ontology annotation, biological process: mitotic G2 DNA damage checkpoint signaling; proteasome-mediated ubiquitin-dependent protein catabolic process. Lineage: Eukaryota; Metazoa; Arthropoda; Insecta; Hymenoptera; Vespidae. The record is from RefSeq and is a predicted model, not a curated record. Gene Ontology annotation, molecular function: protein-macromolecule adaptor activity; protein binding. Gene Ontology annotation, cellular component: nucleus.